UUGACCAAUUGCGCCCGCGCAAGAAUCUGAUGGGUCAUUUGAAUACAGCGAUCCUCUCUGGGUAGAUGAGGUAGCCUACAGUAUAGUAGGUAGUUGAAUAGUGAAGAGUCUUUGCGUGAGCGCGUGUGUUUUUGUGUGGAUGAGCACUCCUUGAAUAGAAAGCCAAAGGAAGAAGAAGAAGAGACAGGCAGGAUCGGUUUGCGCCUUGUUGAAAUCCAGGGUGAAGCAAAUAGGUGUGUAACAGAUCGAUCAGCUCUUCGCGCACCCUUUGUGGAUUUAAUGGAUCAGCGGAUGUGAUGCCAAUAUAUAUCAUCGACCGAAAAUUUCCCGACACAUCUGGUGAGUUGAUACAGCCGGCAGCUGAAGGAGGAGACCUGAGAAUGACAGAGACAAACCCCCCCAAGCUGGCUAAGAAGCCUCGCUGGACCUCCCUUGAGGUCGGCCUCAUUACUAUUGUCUCCUUGCUCUUCAUCGUCAUCGUCGCCCUCAUUAUCCUUUUUGCAACACAGAAGACUGAAGAAAUCUGCACCACAGCUGACUGCACGCAGUCAGCGUCUCGCCUAAUUGAGAACAUGGAUGCUAACGUGAACCCUUGUGACAACUUCUAUGAGUAUGCCUGUGGAGGCUGGCUGAAAAAGAACAUCAUCCCUGAGACCAGCUCUAGAUACAGUACCUUUGACAUCCUACGAGACGAACUGGAGGUCAUUCUCAAAGGUGUCCUUGAAAAAACUGUGGAGGGGGAAGCCGCUGCUCUCACCAAAGCUAAGACCCUUUACAAGUCCUGUACCAAUGAGAGUUUAAUUGAGCUGAGAGGAGGGGCUCCUUUGCUCGACAUGCUGUCUGAUGUGUUUGAUUGGCCCAUGGCUGUGGAUAACUGGGAGACCAACUAUGGUAAAACGUGGAGGUUGGAGAAUGUAAUCGCCAAGCUGAAUGAGAAAUAUGGAACACAACUCUUGGUUAACUUUUUUGUUGGCACCGAUGACAGGGAUUCAAACUCUCACAUCAUUCAUUUUGACCAGCAGACAAACCUUGGACUCUUGUCCAGAGAUUACUAUGCUUGCACUGGACUCUACGCAGAGGCAUGUCGGGCCUACGAGCAGUUCAUGUUUGACCUGGCUAAGCUAAUUCGCACUGACCGGAAACUGGUCAUCAAUGAGACCAGCAUCAGGCAGCAGGUGGCACGAGUCAUGGACCUGGAGAAGGACAUCGCCAAUGCUACUGAUACUCCAGAGGACCGUAACAACCCUGUGUUGCUUUACAACAAGAUGGAACUGGGUGAUCUGAACACCAACUUUACCCUUGAGGUUGAAUCCCAGGUAUUUGACUGGAGUUACUUCACAGCGAAGAUAAUGGAUACAGUCAAUAUCAGUGUUCCUGACACAGAGAAGGUCAUCAACUACUCUCCCAACUAUUACAGAAGACUCAGCGUUAUCUUGGCCAAAUACAACAAGAGGGAUCUGCAGAACUACAUGGUGUGGCGUUUUGCUAUGAAUAUGGUGGUGGGCCUGAGCAGAUCUUACAGGGACACCAGGAAAGCCUUCCGCAAGGCUCUGUCUGGUACAACGUCAGAGGCAGCAGUGUGGCGACAGUGUGCACUUUACGUCAACAACAACAUGGACAAUGCUGUGGGAAGACUGUAUGUGCAGGAGGCCUUCUCUGAAAAGAGCAAAGAACUGAUGGAGGAGAUGAUUAAAGACAUUCGGGAAGUGUUCAUUAGUAACCUCUAUGACCUGACAUGGAUGGAUGCGGAGACCAAGAAAGCAGCUGAGGAAAAGGCCCGUGCUAUUCGGGAACGGAUUGGCUAUUCUGACAACAUCAGGGAUGACGGAUAUCUUAACAAUGAAUACAAAGAUCUGAGCUACGGUGCAGAGGAGUACUUUGAAAACAUCCUGCAGAACCUGGAGUAUGUGCAGAAGAAACGCCUGCGGAAACUCAGAGUCAAAGUCAACAAAGAGGAGUGGGUAACUGGAGCUGCCGUUGUCAACGCCUUCUACUCAUCCAGCAAAAACCAAAUAGUUUUCCCUGCAGGAAUCCUCCAGCCACCUUUCUUCAGCAAAGGCCAGGCUAAAUCUCUCAACUAUGGUGGCAUCGGCAUGGUGAUUGGUCACGAGAUCACUCAUGGCUUUGAUGACAAUGGCCGUAAUUAUGAUAAGGAUGGUGACCUGAAGGACUGGUGGACACCUGACUCCACUCAGAAGUUCCUAGACCUGUCGAAGUGCAUUGUCAAUCAGUAUGGCAACUUCUCCUGGGACCUGGCCAAUGGACUUCAUUUAAAUGGUAACAACACCCUCGGGGAGAACAUCGCUGACAAUGGAGGGAUACGGCAGGCAUAUCAGGCCUAUAAGAACUACGUGAAGGAGCAUGGAGAGGAGCCAUCACUGCCUGGCAUUAGCCUUUCCCACGAUCAACUCUUCUUCUUAAACUUUGCUCAGGUGUGGUGUGGAACGCACCGACCGGAACAAGCUGUUAAUUCUAUUAAAGUAAAUGUACACAGUCCAGGGAAAUUCAGGGUACUGGGCUCUCUUCAGAAUUUCCCCGAAUUUGCCAAAGCAUUCAAAUGCAACAAGAACAGCUACAUGGUCCCGGACAACAUCUGCCGUGUGUGGUGAUCCCUUAACCUCUAGGAUGGGGACUGUUCUGACGUGGGUAGAUCCUGUCCCGCUGCAGUACCUCUCCCUCUGACUGUGGGACUUGUGUGGGGCUACAGGGAAGUGAAAGCUCCCCUUAGCUCUUUACUGGAUGGACCAGGGCUGGUGGACUGACACUGCAGUAUGCACUUCCUCUGAGGAAAGCAGUGGACUGUACCUUCACGGACAGACGGAGCACUGUCUCUCUGACUCUGAUACUGUAGUUCAUUCAAUCAGCCUGAUUAUUCUGCUACUCACUGGAUACAAUCACUCAUUGUGUUUUUUGUUUGUUUUUUCUCUCUGGAUUUUCAUCUUCUUUUACUCAUUGUUUUGAGUCUGCCAAAGUGUGUGGGUGUGUGGGGGUGUGUGUGUGUGUGUGUGUAUUUGUGUGUGUGUUUCAGUCAAAAUACUGUACUUGUGUGUGUGUUUCAGUCAAAAUACUGUACAAGUAGUUGUAAAGAGAGGGGUAGGCUGACAAAAGUGCUCAUAUCCACUAGCAUAUGAAUACAUCAGCCACCCACUCGCACAUACACAUGUAACAGGGCUGAACCUCUGUGCUCCUUGUGGGACUGAGCUGUAUGCCUCUCUUGAAACCUCAGCUGGUUUCAGCCUUCAUCUACACGCUGAUACAGUAUACAAUGUAUUUGUAAUGUACUCUUUGUUUAUAAGAACAACUAGAUUAGGUAAAUUAUUAAAUCAGAGUUUAUUUUGCUGAAUAGACCAAUACCUAUGUCAUUGUAAUCACAUAUUACACAACACUGUUCUAUAUUUGAGGAUAAUGACUUAACUGUGGUUGACAGAUGGCUGCUGUUCAUUAGCAGUAUGUCAAAUAAACCAAAAUUAAAUGUUUGCCUUUAAGAUGACAGCUGUUCAUGAAUCAUUAGGCAGACAAAUUACAGUCAGCAGACCCUUUUAUACACUCACUGAUCCUCCUGUGUGUUUCUGCGUGGAUUACUGUCUCUUUGAGGUUUUUUAAGUCAUUAUGAUUACUGCCUACUGUUUGUCACGCAAAUUGGUAUGUCUGACGUGUUCUGUUUUGCUGCUGUGUUUCAGCGUGUGUAUGUGUAUUUGCAGAAAAACUAAAGAUUAGAACAUUUUCCAUAAAGAAAUGUGUUUGACCUUACCACAAAUACACUUUUCUUGCUGAUUGCAAAGUCACUUACUAUUGUCGUGUGACUUUGCUACAGACAGGAGCUGAUUAGCUUAGCGGGGCAUAACAACCGCAAACUGCCUGCCUGACCAGCAAUAUCAUUUAAGCUCAUUAUUAACCAUGUUAGUAUUAUCAGUACAAGUAGCAAGUGUGGAAAGCAAUAGGUUGUGGUUUUGUAUGGCAGUAUGUACCAGACUGUUUCUUGGUUGGAGGUAGCAUUUCCUUGAGUUUAAGCCAGCUGCCUGGAAACCUAAUGGUGAUGACAAGAUUACACGACUUGAAUUCUUUCUCCUUUGUUAUUGAUUGAAAAAAAAAAUGCAAUUUUAAUUGGUUAAAUUGUGCUCGUAGGCAUAUUCUUUGUUUGGACUGGACUCAGACUAGCUGCUAAGCUUACCACUACCUGACUGUAGCUUUACAUAUAGCAAACUGAUGAGUGGUAUCAAUAUUCUCAACUAACUUUUGGUAAAAAAGAGGAGUAGUUUAUUUGACAAAAUAUGAAACUAUUUAAAAAACGUGUAGCAACUUUUAGAGCUGAUCAUGGUUAAUCACAUUAUGUGCCCCACAUGUUCCAUCUUUAUAUAAUUAUAUUUUUAAACAUUGAGGAGUCAAUUUAAAGAUGAUGAUAUAACACAGCUUUCAAAGGAAUGAUCUAAUUCAAACAGCGGGCCAAGUCUUUGCUGAAACCUAAUGAGCUCUUCAACAGUCGAUGCAUUUUUUUGAAGAAGGUUGUAUCAUUGGAUUGAAUAGUAUUCAUGAUUGCGUAAGGCUUUAUUUUCUACAUUGAAGUGUAACCAAGGCUCUAUCUAGCACAAGGUUUAAUUGACCCCUUUUAUAGACGUGAAUGAUGUGCCAUGAUCAUGGGCCAUUUGUAUAGAAACUGUAACAGUCCUUGUCCAGCCUUUAUACGUGUUGGUUUCCUUUGUUUCGUCCUUUUCAUUGAUUGUGCAAGCUCUCUGUGUCUCUCAGUCCCUAAUGCUUUCUUUCUGCCUCUAUAUCUCCCUCUCUAUCACACUCCACAUGUAGAAAUACAGAUAUACCUCAGUUGCCUGUAUUUAGAUACUUUAUAAUAAUGAAUGAUAAUCACCUUGGGGAGCAUUUUUUUUCUUUCAGAAUAAAUCUAUAAAUUACUUG
Molecule: messenger RNA, 4908 nt
Organism: Trematomus bernacchii (emerald rockcod)
Lineage: Eukaryota; Metazoa; Chordata; Actinopteri; Perciformes; Nototheniidae
Product: neprilysin-like
Exons: 23
Coding region: 297-2609 (770 amino acids)
Biological process (GO): amyloid-beta clearance; protein processing
Cellular component (GO): plasma membrane
Molecular function (GO): metalloendopeptidase activity
Source: RefSeq, a predicted model, not a curated record